AUGACUUCACUGGAGCUAAAAGAACGAAGCCUAGCACUUGUUAUCUUCGAGUCAACUGCAUGUCUCACGAUGAACAUAAUAAGUGCCAUUGGGAACACUCUGGUUUGUUUCGCCGUAUACCGAAACCCUAGGCUGCGAUCUACAAUCAAUCUGUACAUCAUUGCGUUGGCAACAAGCGAUCUUCUUUGCGCAACAGUAGAAAUGUCAAUGGCAUCAGCAACGUUGAUCACUGGUCGGUGGCUGUUUAGCGACACCUUAUGCUGGCUGCAAGGUUUUGUUGAUGUAUUCAUUACGUACGUAACUCCAGCGACUAUGGGUUUGACGGCGUACAACAGGUACAUGCGGAUUGUCAAAACUCACAGCUAUAAUAAGAUAUUUUCGCCUUGCAAGUCGAAAAUCUGGUUGAGUAGCUUGUGGAUUUCCAUAGCACUCUACAUCAUUUUGGGGCGCGUAACAAACCUCCACAGUUUUGAAUUCAUUCCCGGUUUUGCAGUUUGCAGCGUGGUUUUUAUGUCAGAAGAAGGUCGAUUGACUCACUACUGUGUCCUAUUCGCGCUGAGUUUGGUCUUCCCACUUUCCGUCGCUUUUUAUAGCUACUAUAAAAUUUUUAUGAAAACUCUACAACACAAGAGUGAGGUAGCGCCUUCGCUGGAGACAAACGUGGACAGAUUUGGAAAAGUUUCGGUUCAAGAGAUAAAGGUUUGUCGAGCCUUGGCGUUUAUCAUUGCUGGGUUUUUGCUUUGUUGGGUUCCCAUGUGGGCGUUUUUGUUUUGGAUGCGUUUUUCUCGCGAGACGGCCCCUAGAAGCAUACAGUUGGCGGCAAUACAGCUUCUCUUUCUUAGCAGCACAAUAAACCCUUUUAUCUACGCUGCCACUAACCGAGCUUUUCGAAAUGAAUUCUACAGAAUGCUGUGUUGGUGGAAAAAGAGACGUAUCCAAGGAUCCGGUCUCGCUGUUGAAGGAGUUGAAGUGACUCAAGCAAAUAAAAACAGAGAAGAAUUGGAAACGCACAUGUAA
Messenger RNA from Stylophora pistillata, 1017 nucleotides. RefSeq names its product octopamine receptor beta-2R-like. The record is from RefSeq and is a predicted model, not a curated record. Gene Ontology annotation, cellular component: membrane. Lineage: Eukaryota; Metazoa; Cnidaria; Anthozoa; Scleractinia; Pocilloporidae. Gene Ontology annotation, molecular function: G protein-coupled receptor activity. Gene Ontology annotation, biological process: G protein-coupled receptor signaling pathway.